Molecule: messenger RNA, 1051 nt
Organism: Protobothrops mucrosquamatus (brown spotted pit viper)
Lineage: Eukaryota; Metazoa; Chordata; Lepidosauria; Squamata; Viperidae
Gene: PLTP
Product: phospholipid transfer protein
Exons: 10
Biological process (GO): phospholipid transport; ceramide transport; high-density lipoprotein particle remodeling
Molecular function (GO): phosphatidylethanolamine binding; phosphatidylglycerol binding; phosphatidic acid transfer activity
Source: RefSeq, a predicted model, not a curated record
AUCUGCCCAGUGCUCAACCACGCAGGGCUGGUGCUGCUCAACUCCCUGCUGGACACGGUGCCCGUGCGCAAUCCUGUGGACGAACACGUUGGCAGCGACUACUCCCUCCUCAGCGACCCCCAUGUCACCACAGAGAACAUAGACCUGCAUUUCAAGGGCAUGUUCUUCCCGCUGCGAGAGGAGAACGAGACCCUCCCCAACCUGGCCCCGGAGCCCCUCCUGAAGGAGACGGAGCGCAUGGUGUACAUGGGGCUGUCCGAGUACUUCUUUGACUCCGCCCUCUUCUCCUACUACCGGGCGGGGGUCCUGAACAUGGAGUUUGCAGGGGACCAGGUGCCGAAGGACUUGCAAGUUUUGCUACGAGCCUCUUUCUUCGGAAGCAUCAUGCUGUUGGACCCCAAUGUGGCGGAUGCACCCCUGGCCUUGAAGCUGCAGGUCACCGAAGCCCCUCGCUGCACCAUCCGGACCUCCGGCACGUCCGUCUCCGUCUCAGCCCUGCUCAACAUCUUCUUGGCCCCCCCGGAGCAGCCCCUAAUUCUGCUUUCCAGCCUGACCAUGGAAUCCCGCCUCAGUGCCAAGGUGGUGCUUCACAGCAAGGCUCUUCGGGUGCAGCUGGACCUCCGAAGGUUCCGGAUCUACUCCACCCAGUCGGCCCUUGAAUCUUUGGCACUCCUCCCCUUGCAAGCCCCCCUGAAGACGCUGUUGCAGAUGACUAUCAUGCCCUUCCUCAACGAGAAGACCAAGAGGGGGGUCCGGAUCCCCCUGCCCGAAGGCAUGGACUUCACCAAGGAGGCCAUCAGGAGCCACUUGGGCUACCUCACCAUCGGGGCCGACCUGCAAUUCACCAAAGGGCUACGGGAGGUCAUCGAGAAGCUCCGGGCGACACCCAGGCCUUCUCUGGCCCCCAGGGCUGCGUAGGGGCCCUGGGUCUCGCCCCCCCACCUGCUUCGAUCGUCACCUGCCUGCCCCAGCCAGGAGGGCCCCUCUGCCCUGCCGGACACCAGGGUCUUUGUAAGCCUCUGGGACAGCUGAAUAAAGAGCUACGCUGCCC